UGCAAGAGGCACAUCGCUUAAAUUGACUUUUCCGAUUAACUAUAACAGCCGGUUUCACUGAUUUGUGAUCAAAAUGGGCGAACACUUUAGUGAACGUUUGUGAGCGGCGCGCGGGAGGCAGCGGUGUUAACCCGGUUAUGGAGCUCGUGGUCCGGCACGGGACACAGAGGUCUGCUGCGCGUGGAGAGUGAGCUGCAGAUGUUCCUGCGUGCGGGACACGAACACAGAAGGAGCUGCGCUUUCUCUCCGAGCUGAAGUCAGCAUGAACACAUGAUCUAUAACGCAGGCUGAAGUGGACGGAUAGGUGAAAAGGGACAUUUCUGCAGGUUUAUCGUUUAUGUCGGAGAAAGAUCAAUGAUAUUCCGCUGACAGUCUUCUCGCACUCGGGGCCGGGAAGGAGACUGAUGUUUUAACACGCUGGACGGAUCUGCUCUUUUAACACGCUGGACCGAUGCUCUCUAACAACACGUGCGAGAACAUCACUCACAUUCACAUGCCUGAGAACUUGUUGAACCUGGUGGUGAGCGCCUUCAUGUUCCUGGCCGGGGUUGUGGGGAACCUGCUGGCGUUGGCCAUCCUCGGCCUGCGUCAGAAGGAUCGCCGGGCCAAGUCGUCCGUCUUCUGCAUCCUGGUGACGGGGCUGGCGGUGACGGACCUGGCGGGGACGUGCCUGCUCAGCCCGCCUGUGUUCGUGUGCUACUCGCGCGGCAUGUCGCUGGUGGGCCUGACGGGCGACACGCGCCUGUGCACGCUCUUCGCCUUCGCGCUGACCUUCUUUGGCCUGGCGUCCAUGCUCAUCCUGUGCGCCAUGGCUGUGGAGCGCUGCCUGGCCAUCAGCCACCCCUAUUUCUACUCCAAACACGUGCGGCGCAGCUUCGCCAAGACGGCGCUGGGGCUCAUCUACCUCUUCACUGGCGCCUUCUGCCUCCUGCCCCUCCUCGGCUUCGGACGGCACAAGCAGUACUGCCCCGGGACGUGGUGCUUCAUCAAGAUGGAGGCGGAGGGCGAGGGGGCGGAGGAGGAGUGGCGAACGCUGUCGUUCUCGCUGUCCUACUCCCUGCUCGUGGCCCUGCUCAUCACCGUCGUCUUCCUGUGCAACGGCUCCGUCAUCGUCAGCCUCUGUCGCAUGCACCGCAGCCAGAUCACAAGGCGGGGCUCGGUGGUGUCCGCCAGCCGCAAGCGUGGACUGAGCUCCUGGUUCGGCCAGGGCGAGGAGGAGGUGGAGCACCUCGUGCUGCUGGCUUCCAUGACGGUCAUCUUUGUCAUAUGCUCCCUGCCUCUCACCAUCUUUGGCUUUGUCAACGCCAUCAGUCCAGUGGGAAACGACCAGCAGAACUUGUUGGCGUUCCGAUUCAACGCCCUCAACCCUGUGAUGGACCCCUGGGUCUUCAUCAUCUUCCGGAAGUCCGUGUUCCAGCAGGUGCGGGCAUUGUCCCACUGUUGCAUGCGCACGGCGGCUGUGAAAGCCACGCCCCCUAGAGGUGUGGCCUUCGCCUUGGAGAGCACAGGGCCUGCAGACUCCGUGGCCCUCCAGAGCAAGUCUUACAGCAUCCUGCCGCAGUGAGAGGCCCCGGCAGGGCAGACGGAGCUGAGUGACCUGCAUGAGAGCCUGAUCGCCAGACAUUUGGACAGGGAAGAUUUCUCUAACGCAUGAAGGCCUUGAAGGGUUGGGGGUCCAAGAGAUAUGGGCCCAUGAAGAACAACUGGAUAUGAAAGGGCUGUACUUCAAUGCCCUGGUAAAACAAAUAGGAAAACAUGAAUGUAAAUACAGAAAUAAGCCUUGUAAAGAUCUACCCAUGUACUCACCACCAAGUGAGCACCCACUGUGGCUUCAGGACUUUAAGACAGACCUAAUGGUGUCUACACUGUAGAGCCAAAUAUGAUGUUAAUCUGAGGUACUACAUCUUGGGGCUAAAAGUGGGUGAAAUAUAACAAAUGUACUGAAAGGUAAAACCUCAAAGGCGAGUAUAUUUGUAACUGAGUAUAUAUGUUACUUGAUUAUAAGUUACGUGACUUAGCAGAACGGAAAUGAAACAAAUGGCAAAUCCUUUAGAUCGCUGUCUACAGGGUGCUGUAAAAUAUGGAAUAAUUGAAAGGGUGUCUUGAUCUCAUUUUGUAAGUAUAUGAAUAAUCAGAAGGAUGCGCAUUUACACUUUCUCACUUUCUUGACUCAAACUGGGGAUGGCCACUACAAUAAGACUCCCCUGACAAAGGGUUUAUGCAUGGUUUAAAAGAAUUUUAUAAAUGGUUAUUAAUUAGGUUAAAUUAGGACUCUAAGAGUUAUAACACAAAUAAAAAGGGGAACAUUGACUUGUUGACCUGUUUAUAUGAAUUGAGUAAUUCCAUGUUAAUAAAAAUUAGAAUUUCUGGGUAAUAAAACACCCUAUUUGUGGUUAAAUGCCAGUGCUAAUUAACAAAUACAUGUUGAAGUAUAAUAAUGCUUCGGUUCAUUUUGAGACCGCUGAGCUCUGGUUUUCUCUGGCUGCAUCAGAGAGGCAGCAGUACAGCUGAGCGUGAGCAUUAGGACCCAUGCGCUGAGGUAGUGACUACUACCUGCCCAGUGCCUGCUGGGCAAUUCAGAGUGUAAUAGGCCUGAACAUAUCACCUUAGACACAAAUGCUGUCAUUUCUGACUGCAAGCCUGUUACUAGGUUACAGUGGGUUUUUCUUUUUACAUCCAGUGAUCGGUCUGUCAUUUUUAAGAUAUCUGUAUCCCAUUGUCAGCUCCACCUGGAUCACCCCAUGACCUCUGAACACUCUGAAUGGCCUUCUAAGCACGAAGAUCUGUUCUCAGCUACCAGCUCACCUGUCGGGAGUCACUCUCUGAUCUGUGCCCUGCUACUAGCUCACCUGUCGGGAGUCACUCUCUGAUCUGUGCCCUGCUACCAGCUCACCUGUCGGGAGUCACUCUCUGAUCUGUGCCCUGCUACCAGCUCACCUGUCGGGAGUCACUCUGUUGUCUGGUAUACUGUCACUCCCAUUCUAAGCCAUGAUGGAUAAUCAGUGUUUGCUCUGAAAUUUCUCUACCUGAUUUGUUAUUCUACUCACCUUAUGUGUGACCUUGGACAGAGUCACUGGACUUUUAAUCUGCUGGUUUGUAAAGCUCAGGAAGGCGUCUCAUCUUUGAGAACACAUGAAUGAAACAAAUGAGGAAAAAGAUUCAGGGACAAAGACAGAUAUGUUUGCACUUUCACUUUCCCAACUGUUGGUCUGUGUAGCUCCAACAUUUAUGAUGUGAGAAAGAAGGAUCUUUGUACAGCAUGUGGUAUCAAUUCUUUCUGUUUUUCAGCACUUCAGAAUUGUUUUUGUGGUGUAUGAGGUAAAGUCAGUGUUGCCUAACCUUCUGUGUCUACCCCUGGGACAUGUAUUAUUCAGCUUCAGGCUAUACUGAAAUGUCUAAACUUUCCAGCGUGGUGUAGGGAAGUUAAAAUAAAUAAAUAAAUGCACUAAUUCCAGACAUGCUGGGAGCAGGAGUGACACUUCCACAUGGGUAGUGUUUUAUUGGAGUAUUGUUGCUAUCUAGACUGAGUGUAUAGUGUAAGGAGGGCACUUGAAGUAGCAGCAGAACCUGUUCUGCUAAGGUGAGUUCACAGACAGCCUUCACGAAGGUUCACAACACACGCUUUACUGUGCUUGAAGUGGAGGCCAUGUGAAUCAUAUUUUAAACAAAUAAUUUCAAUUAUGUCACAGAACAACCACUUGUUAUCAUUUGUGUUGUGUAGGGAAUGUCUAUAAAAUUAAUGGGUUUUUUUUGUCAAUGUGAGUUUCAAGUUUCAAGUCAGUCAAGCACACAAAGUCCGCCAGCUGUUCACUGAAACGCCUGUGUGCCCCCCAGGUGUGUGCCCCGGGUGUGUGCCCCAGCUGUGUGCCCCAGCUGUGUGCCCCGGGUGUGUGCCCCAGGUGUGUGCCCCAGGUGCUCUACAGCUGUGAGCUGCGUAACUGUAUAGGUAAAGGUAUGAGAGUGUGACAGUAGUUUUAUAUACGUACAAGAGAAGGCAGAAAAGUGCAGAGGUGUGUGCUCUGGUGUCCAAACUGGACACUGAAGUCUGUGUAGUUAGUGUAUUUGAUCAGGGAAGUCAUAAGAAGAGAAAGUAAAUAAAUAUAUAUGUAUGUAAAUAUAUGUAUGUAUAAAUAGAAGUG
Messenger RNA from Electrophorus electricus (electric eel), 4139 nucleotides. RefSeq names its product prostaglandin I2 receptor (gene ptgir). Gene Ontology annotation, biological process: negative regulation of smooth muscle cell proliferation; positive regulation of cytosolic calcium ion concentration; inflammatory response. Gene Ontology annotation, cellular component: plasma membrane. Gene Ontology annotation, molecular function: prostacyclin receptor activity. NCBI's taxonomy places the organism in Eukaryota, Metazoa, Chordata, Actinopteri, Gymnotiformes, Gymnotidae. The record is from RefSeq and is a predicted model, not a curated record.